GUCUCGCUCUUCACCAUGCAGGAGUCCGAGAAGACGAUGUGUGACCCAGAGCCCCCGGAGAACGCAGAAGCCAUGAGUCCGGACACGCAGGACUCUAAAGGACCGCCGGGGGAAGAGGAGAACCGGGGACCCAUCCCGUCGGCGCCGCCGCUGCCCCAGGAGCAUACUCCGUGUCCGAGGCCCAAACUGGUGUUUCACACACAGCUCGCACACGGGAGCCCCACGGGACGCAUUCACGGCUUCACCAACGUCAAGGAGCUUUACGCCAAGAUCGCAGAGGUCUUCAACAUCUCCGCUUCUGAGAUCCUCUUCUGCACGCUGAACUCGCACAAGGUGGACAUGCAGAAGCUGCUGGGCGGUCAGAUCGGUCUGGAGGACUUCAUCUUCGCGCACGUGCGGGGUGAAACCAAAGAGGUGGAGGUCGUCAAAACCGAGGACGCCCUCGGCUUGACCAUCACCGACAACGGCGCGGGAUUCGCCUUCAUCAAAAGGAUAAAGGAAGGCAGCACCAUCGACCGACUAAAGACGGUGUGUGUCGGCGAUCACAUCGAGGCUGUUAAUGACCAGAGCAUUGUGGGAUGUCGGCAUUAUGAAGUGGCGAAGAUGCUGAAGGAGCAGCUGAGAGGAACACCGUUCACCCUGCGUCUGGUCGAGCCCAAGAAAGCCUUCGAUAUGAUUGGCCAGAGGACGCGGGCACCAAAGUCCAGCGAGGGAAAAAUGGUGAGCGGGAAAGAGACGCUGCGGCUGCGCUCCAAAGGAUCGGCUACGGUGGAGGAAAUCCCCAAUGAGCUCGAAGACAAGGCCAUCGAGAAGAUCGACGACCUGUUGGAGAGCUACAUGGGGAUUCGUGACCCCGAGCUCGCGACUACCAUCGUGGAGGCCGGGAAGAACAAGAAGAGCCCAGAUGAUUUCGCCGAGGCGCUCGACUCUGUUCUGGGCGACUUCGGCUUCCCUGACGUUUUUUUAAUUGAUGUUUGGGAAGCUUUGGAAGACGUGAAGAACUGACGCAUUUAGAGAGAACGUAAGACAUCUGAGAGAAAUUCAGCUUGAUUUGUGACAUCUGUCAUCUGUUUUCAUAUACACAAUCCUCCCAGUUCCCACGCUAAUCCUGAAGACCGAAGGACAUCAUGGUAUUAGCGGCUAAUCAGCACGCUAAUGCAAACAUUCAAGUCUGUAGAGCAGUAUAAAGUAGGUCAAACUGUAUUUCCCACCAAUGUAUAUAGCUAACAAGGGUUUAAAGUGUUUAACAUUAUUAAUUUGACUUUUGGAAGUAUUAUGAUCAAAUGUACGUUAGCUUAGCUUAGCCUAGCUUCUGUUUGUUUUGCCGUCUGUUGUGUUAUUUAUGAAUACAUCGUGUUACAGGUGAAAUGAAUGAUCUUUUACGAUUAAUGACAGAUCAUGUGACACGAUUAGCUUGUGUAUAUAAAAUAAUCAAAUAUUUAAUCAAUUCUAUGCACUCAUUCAAUGUGUAUUUGACUUAAAAAUAUACUACAAAAAUGUACGUACCUGUUGUAGAAGAUAUUUGAAUGUGUGUAAAGAUUAAAAAUAUACCACCAAAGGA
Messenger RNA from Carassius gibelio (silver crucian carp), 1561 nucleotides. Its product is annotated as PDZ domain-containing protein GIPC3. The record is from RefSeq and is a predicted model, not a curated record. The transcript is spliced from 7 exons. Bases 16 to 1005 code for a protein of 329 amino acids. NCBI's taxonomy places the organism in Eukaryota, Metazoa, Chordata, Actinopteri, Cypriniformes, Cyprinidae. Gene Ontology annotation, molecular function: protein binding.